UCGCUCGUAACGCCUGCGCGGGAUGUAUUCAGUUUCUUUUAGAAUUUACUCUCUCUUCUCACACUCUAGCUCUUCCUACAGGCGUUUUUGUGCUGAAAAAGAUUUUUUUGAAGACCAGAGUCAAGAAUAUUGAUAUGAUUAAUAAUGGAGAAGCGUUUGCUGUUUUAUUUAUACGUUCUAUGAUUCUUUGGGUUUCUUUCUUUGGAAUUUUAACUAAAUUUACGAUUUAUGAGUGAAUCAAGGAGCAUUUUCUUCUGGUGCAAAAUAUCAAGCAUAGCAAAUGUUGGUUUGAUUCGUACCGUUUCAAUUCAUAUCAACCCCAACCAGUCACCGUAAGAUAAGAACUUAUAGCAUUACCAGUUUGCUAUCUUGCAGAACCUACGCUAUUUUAACAACCGCAAACGAGAAGAAAAAAUUCUGAUCCACAGUUAUGGUGGCAAUUAUUCUAAUAUUCAAAUAUCAUUGUACGAAAAACAAAGAUAGACGCUUUCAACCCACAAUCAGCUGCCUCUCCUCUUCUGUUCCAGUGACACCGGCGUUUUGCGAACCGAUCGUACUGGAAGCGGUGAGCAGCGGCAACACAUCUGCGACAUCAGUGGCAAAGGAUACAUGAGUAAGCGUUGUCUUUCGACGCACAUGCAAACUCACAUCACCGAGCGCGUAUUCGAAUGUAACAUAUGUGGGCAAACUUUUGACAGUACCAAAAAAAUCAGACACCACAAAAUAUUGGAACAUGCGGUGGAGCAAAAGUUCGGUUGUGAAAUAUGUGGUGUAGAUUUCAUCUCGAAGAAACAACUCACGAGGCAUUUAAAGUUCCACAGCUCAGAUCGACCCCACAAGUGUUUAAUUUGUGGGAAAGGCUUCAAAUAUGGAUAUACUCUCAAAGAACACAUGAAUCACCAUACCAAUGAGCGCCCGUUCGUGUGCGACAUCUGUGGGUCAGGGUACAAGACACACAGUGGCCUGAGUGGACACAAAAAAAUCCACAAAUCCACCGAUCCGAAACCUUACAAAUGUGACCUGUGUGGCACAAAGUUCGUACAAAAAAGCAGUCUCAAUGUCCAUAGAAAAAAACAGCACGAACAGCGUAGCCCAGAUGAUAACCAGCAGUCAGUUGAACUACUGUUUGAAUGUGACAUCUGCGACCUGUCAUUCAAGUCUUCCGAUGCGUUAGAGCUGCAUAAAAAAGAUCACUCAUCUACUAGGCGAAAGUUUGAAUGUGGUUUAUGUGAGAAAGUCUUCAAGCGUUUCAGGUCCCUUUAUUUGCAUAUUAAGAUAGAACAUACAUCGGAGAAGAAUUUCAAAUGUGAAAUUUGUGGUACACGUUUCUACCUGAAAGCACAUCUUACGAAGCACCUAAACGACCUUCACAGUACCAUUCAGCCCCCUUACAAGUGCCCGACCUGCGGUAAAGAAUUUGCAUUCAAGUGUAGAUUGGAAGUGCACAAGCUUCAACACAGCGAUGAGCGGACGUUCGAAUGUGACAUUUGCGGGUCAUCCUACAGGUCAUACAGCGGUCUAAGUCGGCACCGGAAUCUCCAUCUGUACGUCGAUCCGAAACCUUUCAAAUGUAACAUGUGUAGUUCACAGUUUACCCAAGAAACCAGCCUCAAAUCUCACAGAAAGAAACACUUGAUGGCCAUGAACGAAGUGCGUUCAGAUGGCGACGCGCCGAAGGAGCCUACGUUCAAAUGUGACAUUUGUGAUUUGUCGUACAACUCGCUCGAUGUCCUAAACUUUCACCGAAAAACCCAUAAAACCGGAAAGCAAUCGGUUGAAUGUGGUUUCUGUGGGAAAUCUUUUACGAAGGGCAGAAUCAAAUAUCACAUGAUUGUAAAACACACUUCGGAGAAGAAUUUCAAAUGUUCAGUCUGUGCCAAAGAUUUCCACCUUCGGGAGCAACUAGUGGCCCACCAGAGAAGGCACAGAGAACGUUCGCAUAAAUGUCACAUUUGCGGAAAGGGUUUCGCCCUUAGUUAUGCAGCUAAAGAGCAUAUACGCACCCACAGCGAGCAACGGCCAUUUAAAUGCAGCUUUUGCGAUGUAACAUGCAAGACAGUCGGUCACUUGCGCGUUCACACCAUUUCCCACACGUCCGCCGAUCCGAAGCCUUUCAAAUGUGACCUGUGCAGUUGUCAGUAUGCUCAACAAGUCAACCUCUUGGCUCAUAGGAAGAAGAAACAUUCGGGUUCUCAGAGCUGAGCAUAAUCGAAAACCCGACUAGGAACCAAAGAAGUCAACAUGAACAAAAUGAUCGUUAAAAAAUAUUCCGCUUGGACGCAGUUGCAACAUACAUAACUUCUACAAUUGCUGAUCCAACAUUUGAAAUUGUUUUCUAAGGUAAGGUUAAGAAUUUAAAAAAAAAGAUCAAUCUUUGCUUUACGAAGGUUAUCCGAGUUAGUGAGUAGAGUACCUUUUGUAUGCAAGAGACCAUCGCAGGAAGGAAAACCUUCCCUUUUUUGGCAUAAUUUGCAAAGAUAUAUCAAAUAUCUAUCUGUCUCUAUGAAAACUGACGUAAAUAAAAGAAGUCGUGCAAUAACCUUCUUAAUCACAUUA
Messenger RNA from Wyeomyia smithii (pitcher-plant mosquito), 2556 nucleotides. Its product is annotated as zinc finger protein 62-like. The transcript has a single exon. Gene Ontology annotation, cellular component: nucleus. The coding region runs from base 610 to 2202 and encodes 530 amino acids. The record is from RefSeq and is a predicted model, not a curated record. NCBI's taxonomy places the organism in Eukaryota, Metazoa, Arthropoda, Insecta, Diptera, Culicidae.